This is a messenger RNA of Lycium ferocissimum, 696 nucleotides long. RefSeq lists its product as uncharacterized. The record is from RefSeq and is a predicted model, not a curated record. The transcript has 3 exons. Lineage: Eukaryota; Viridiplantae; Streptophyta; Magnoliopsida; Solanales; Solanaceae. Bases 137 to 607 code for a protein of 156 amino acids.
UGAAUAUGUUCUGUCUUUAAACAUCUUUCAACUAUAUACUUACACUUUGAACAUAUAUGUCUUGCACAAAUUUCUACAGGAAGAUCAAAUAAAAGCAAUUGUUUAUGGAGAUGAUAUCCCCAUUUAUCAGAGUCUGAUGAAACUUUAUCAUACCUACUGGAUAACGGGUGCACGCAUACAACUACCAAAUCUGAAAUAUGAAAGUCCAUUGCAUGCAUUUGAAUGGGUUCUCGAUAAAAAGACCAUCAUUGAUCCAAUUAAAAAGAAUGCUAAAGAUGCGUUACCGCCUCCUACAAAGCUUAAUGUUACCUCCUUCUUAGAUAUUAAGGAUCAGGCCUUCCAAGAUAUCAAUAAUACUCUGACUAAAAAAGAAUUCAACAUACUUGCAAUUGUUGUCAACUGUUCCCCACCAAGAUAUGUUGCAAGUGUCGAGAAAAGAUUACAAGAGCUUAUCGUUAUUGAUACCCUUAACCAAAGUUUCAAGUUCACAAUAUGGGAAGAAUCACUUAUAGAAAAUGAAGGUAGCAAGCUCCUGAGGCAAUUCCAAGAAUAUCCUAUAAUUCUUGCAAGACGUAUUGGAGCAUCCAAAUUUGAAGGUGAGCUAUAAUAAACAACACUUCCUAUAUUUUUUAAUAUUUCAACUACCAAUAGUUGAUUCUUGAUUUAAUAUGAAUUUUUAGCAAUUAUUUUUCCUCA